This is a messenger RNA of Drosophila suzukii, 1690 nucleotides long. The record is from RefSeq and is a predicted model, not a curated record. NCBI's taxonomy places the organism in Eukaryota, Metazoa, Arthropoda, Insecta, Diptera, Drosophilidae.
GUCAGCCUGUCUGUUUUUUUGAAACCGGCCGAGACGUAAUUUCUAAUUUAUCUAAAAGGGAAAACAAUUAGUAUGAGCAUCGAUUUAAAAGGUCCCGUUGUUGGCAUACGUCACCUGCAGGCCUUUCUGCUUUUUCUGGCCAUCGUGGUGAAUUACACAGCACGGCUCGGCGUUAGCGUGGGCGUAGUGGCCAUGACGGAUGCAGCGACCACCAAUGAAAAUUUUCCGGAGUUCGAUUGGUCAGGAGCGCAGCAGUCGUACGUCCUGUCUUGCUUUUAUUGGGGCUACAUCAUCACCCAAUUUCCCGCCGGUUUUUUGGUUCGGCGCUUUGGGGCUAAGGCGGUUCUGCUCAUCCCAACGCUGGGAACGGCCGUCCUAAGCGCUCUAACGCCUUUCUGCGUAGCCUGGGGCGGCUGGCAGGCCUUCUGCACCAUACGCAUCGGAGGCCUCUUUCAAGGUCUAAUCUUUCCAUGCAUUCACGAGCACCUGGCCAAGUGGUCUCCGCCGGAGGAUCGCAACCGGCUGGGCGCCUUUGCUUACUCAGGGGCCGACUGCGGGUCAGUUCUGGCUAUGGCCAGCAGUGGUCUGAUAGCAAACAGCUCCAUGGGUUGGCCGGGAAUUUUCUACGUGUCGGCAGGCACCUGUGGGCUUUGGUGUCUCCUCUGGGUGACACUCAGUGCAAAUAACGCCCCUAGCCAUCGGCUGAUCGGGGCCCGGGAACAGGACCACAUAGAACGUUCAACGAAGCGGAGCGAUGGCUUCCACGGCCAGAAGAUUCCCAUCCCAUGGCGUGCCAUCUGGACUUCCGUUCCCUUCUAUGCACUAUUGAUCGUGCGGGGCGCUCAGGGCUGGGCCAAUUCCAUAAUGCAGCUGCAGACACCAUUCUACUUGCACGGCGUCCUGAAAAUGGACAUCAAAAGCAAUGCGCUUUACUCGGCCUUGCCCUUCCUGGCCAUGUGGGUUAUGUCCUAUAUAUACCUAGUCUUCGCUGACGUGGCCAUGUCUCGGCAUUGGAUGUCCUUAACCACGCUACGCAAGGCAAUUAACACCGUCUCGUUCUGGGGGCCGGCGGCAAUUCUUAUCGGAACUGGCUUUCUGGACAACAGUCAGACCAGUCUGGCUAUAGCUCUGAUGACGAUCAAUGCUGGCUUAAACGCCGGGUCUGGAAUAGGUAGCAUCCUGACCAUCAUCGACAUGUCGCCCAACCACUCAGGCAUGCUGAUGGCCAUUGUUAACGGCAUUGGAAAUAUAUUUCCGCUCCUUACGCCGCUAUUAGUAGGCGUUAUUGUUACCGAUCCUGGUUCGAGGAGUCAGUGGCAGAUCGUGUUUGCCAUGACUGCCGUUGUUUUUUUCUUCGGCAACCUGGUAUACCUUAUUUGGGGCACCACUGACCUGCAGCUCUGGGAUGACGAAGACUACCUGAAGACCCCCGACGCAAAUUGCAAUCAAAAUGGUCAGCAAAUGGAUCUCAGGAGGCAGCCAUUAACACAUUAGCGGCUGGAAAAUAAGUGAUGGCUGGCCACGAGAGGAAUGUGCGACGAGAGUAGAAUGGAAACAUAACGUGGUCAGCACCGAUAAAAUGCGUAUAGGGCUGAGUGCUUGCCAUUUUAAUUAAAAAGUUUUAAGCAAGGAAGAACGCUAUAGUCGAGUACCUCGACUAUCAGAUACCCAUUACUCAGCUAAAGGGACC